Drosophila guanche is the source of this 1415-nucleotide messenger RNA. RefSeq names its product serendipity locus protein beta. The transcript is spliced from 2 exons. The record is from RefSeq and is a predicted model, not a curated record. Bases 93 to 1154 code for a protein of 353 amino acids. Gene Ontology annotation, cellular component: nucleus. NCBI's taxonomy places the organism in Eukaryota, Metazoa, Arthropoda, Insecta, Diptera, Drosophilidae.
CACUGCUGAGAAGUAUUCACAACAAAAAAAUACAAAUUUUUCAAAAUUAAACUUUUUUGCGAGCUGGCGUUGCUAUAAAAAAGCUGUGCGAGAUGAGCUCAACGCGUCCGCACUGCUUCGUUUGCGGCAAAAUAAAGGCUGUGGGAGUACUCCAGCUAAUCGAAGGAUGCAUUGUGCCAGGAACAUUUAAGCCCAUAAAGGAUAUAUUAAAGUACUUUGAGAAAAUAAUCAACCAGCGCUUGGACCUAAAGCCGUCCUCUGUGGCGUGCAGAGACUGCCUGGAGUAUUUGUUCAAUUACGAUCGGCUGGUGAGGAAUCUCAGCCAGGUGCAGCGCCAAAUUGCGGAUGCUUUGCUCGAAUGCCGCAAAAAGAAGACGGACCCCAAGCCAUUGCCCAAGAAGGAGAUUGCAAAAGCACGUGUGCAGGUGCCAGCAUUUAAAAUCAUUCACAAAGAAGAGGUCGCGACGCCCGUGCAGCAGGAAACGACUUUAUUCUGCGAACAGGCUACCGAAGAGUCCAUUAAAGAUGAACUGGAGUCAAUGAUCGAGGAGGAUCCGGAGGAAUUCCCCUUCACCGACAAUGAGGAGAGCAUGGAGUCGUCGGAGUCCGAGUUAUUCGAAACUCUGGAUGCCCCAUGCCACAUUUGCGGCGAACUAUUUUCGAGCCAGGAAAUCCUCGAGCGACACAUCAAGACCGACAAUUGUCAGAAAAAUGAAUACUCCACGUGUAGUGUGUGCGGCCUAAAGGUCAAAGAUGACGAAGUGCUCGACCUGCACAUGAACCUACACGAGGGCAAAACCGAACUGGAUUGCCGCUACUGCUCCAAAUCGUUCUCCCACAAGCGCAACGUGCUGCGGCACAUGGAGGUGCACUGGGACAAGAAGAAGUACCAGUGCGACAAGUGCGGCGAGCGCUUCUCCCUGUCGUGGCUCAUGUACAACCAUCUGAUGCGCCACGAUGCGGAGGAGAACGCGCUCAUUUGCGAUGUGUGCCACCAGCAGUUCAAGACGAAGCGCACCUACAAGCACCAUCUGCGCACCCACCAAACCGAUCGUCCGCGCUAUCCCUGCACCGAGUGCGAAAAGUCAUUCGUGGACAAGUACACGUUGAAGGUGCACAAGCGAGUGCAUUUGCCAUUGGAGGCCACAUCCUAACCGGCCGGCCAGUUGUGUGAGUUGGGGCUGGGCGGAAGUUUUUCCAGUGCUAUUUAAGUAGAGUAAUAAUACUUAUAUACAUAAAAAGUAAAUGCAACCAUUUAAGAAGAAAGAAAUCAAUAAGUUAAGUAAGCUAAAGAAAAAGAAACUUAGACGAGUAGCAGUAGCAGUUAAUAGAAUGAAUAAUAAGAGACACAAGCAAAGCCACCUGGAAGAGGAUUUCCUCUGGCAGCACAAUAAAUUUCAAAUCUUCAAAAUGAA